AUCACUAUGUUACCACAAGUGACGGUCGUGUCUAUGAAUAUGAAAAGCUAUUGAUCUCUACUGGAGGGAGUCCAAGAUUAAUAGAUGACAGUAAUCCACACGUGAUUGGAAUCAGAGACACACACAGUGUGCAGUACUUCAAGACUAGAUUAGCUGAUGCAAGGAGAGUAGCUGUUAUUGGAAAUGGAGGAAUAGCAAUGGAAUUAGUGUUUGAGUUAACUGGUCAUGAAGUACUUUGGGCAAUAAAACAUGAUUCUAUUGGAAACCAUUACUUUGACAAAGGAGCUGCAAGUUUUCUGUUGUCUCACUUGGAAUCAACCAACACACCCCGCCCAAAGGAACCAGUAAUAAAAAGAAUGAAAUAUGGUCGAAUAGUAGGAAAAGAAUUAUCACCUGCUUCCUUGGAAGAUAAAUCAUUAUCUGAAGGUGGAGUCAUUGGAGGAGCACUGGGUCCAGACUGGAGCCAAGGCCUCUCUCUCCAUUCUGAUUCAACAGAAGAUUCCUAUAGGAAUAUUCACAUAGAAUACAAAUGCGAGGUUGAAAAGAUUCUAACACCACAAAAUUUGCUGGACCAAAAUUUUGAAGAAACUCCCUUCCCAAGAAAUAAGUGUCUGUAUGAAGAAUCUACACAAUGGCCUGUGUAUGUAAAACUAACUAAUGGCAAAAUCUAUGGCUGUGACGUCGUCGUAUCAGCAACUGGUGUCACAACCAAUACUGCUCCUUUCAUAUCUAAUGCCCCGUUUGAUAUAGCCACUGAUGGUGGUAUCAAAGUAGAUGAUAACAUGAGAUCUAGUAUCCCAGAUGUUUACGCUGCAGGUGAUGUCUGCACUACAUCUUGGGAACCUUCUAAACUCUGGUUCCAAAUGCGGCUUUGGACUCAAGCUCGACCAAUGGGAGCCUUUGCUGCUCAUUGCAUGAGUGAUAACUUAAAAGGUCAACAGGUACCUCUAGAUUUCUGUUUCGAACUCUUUACUCACGUGACGAAGUUUUUUGGUUUCAAAGUGGUGUUACUUGGGAAAUACAAUGCACAGGGACUUGGAAAUGAUUACCAAUUGCUUUUUCGGUGCACUAAAGGAGUGGAAUUUGUGAAGGUAGUGAUGCAGAAUGGAAGGAUGGUUGGUGCUGUUUUGAUUGGGGAAACCGGUCUGGAAGAAACGUUUGAAAAUUUGAUCCUAAACGAAAUAGACCUUAGUGGUUUUGAGGAUAGUUUACUGGAUUCUAGGGUGGAUAUUGAGGAUUUUUUUGACUGACCAUCAAUUAAUUAUAAAAGUUUGCAGUGUUGAUAAUAAUAUACAACAAUGUUAUUUGAAUCUCAGGCCACCAAAGUCUUUACUAAAUCUCUCUACCUUGGUUGCAAUGUUACAAUGUUUUCCCAUCUUAUAUCAUGUCUCAUUCUCUUGAGAAUAAGAUUCUUUGUCAGAUUUGUAUCCAUUAUCAGGUGUCUUCUCUCACAUCUCUCCUAUUCUCAUACACAACUGUUAAUAAAGAAAGUAAUGAUUGUCCAUGAAAUGGUAUGGUAUUCGAAAAGAUUAUACCCAAAGUAAAAUGGUCUACAAAGCUUUUCGCUGUCGUAUCACAGCGUGGGACAAUCACAACAGAGCUAGGCUUCAAACUAGGUGAAAGCCCAAAGAUCGAAUU
Molecule: messenger RNA, 1638 nt
Organism: Actinia tenebrosa (Australian red waratah sea anemone)
Lineage: Eukaryota; Metazoa; Cnidaria; Anthozoa; Actiniaria; Actiniidae
Product: tRNA ligase complex-associated NAD(P)H dehydrogenase PYROXD1
Molecular function (GO): oxidoreductase activity
Source: RefSeq, a predicted model, not a curated record